AUGAUGGAUGCAGACGAAGCCUUCAAGCCUAUUUUCCAGUUGGCAAAGGACUCCGCUGAUGCCAACCUGCCAACAAUUCGCACAGUGGUGAUGAAAGCACUCUCGGAUCCUCGUGUCUUCACUGGAUUUGAUGAAAUCAAGCAAGUUUUGCAACCAAAGCUCAGUACGCUUGGUAGCGAUGGAGAGAUUCUUUUGCGUUCCCUGGAUCUCUUUUCCUAUGGGACUCACGGUGACUACGUAUCUGCUGCCAAAGGUUCCUUGUUGCCCCUGACGGACACACAAAUCUUCAAGCUACGCCAGUUGACAUUGAUGACUUUGGUUCAUGGAUCAUGUGGCUAUGGAUCAGGGAAAACUGGGUGUGUCAUGAUUCCCUAUGCCACAAUGGCCAAGGAGCUUGGGUUCACUGAUGGACAGGCUGCUGCGCUGGAAGACACUGCAGUGUUGCGACAGGUUGAGGGAGUCGUCUUGGAGUGUGUCUAUGCCCGUGUUCUGGCAGGGCAGUUGUGUCAAAAAUCAAAGGCCUUGUUUGUCUCCUCUCGCAAUGGACCUCCUUGUCGUCCCCGGGAUGUGCCGUUGUCACGAGGGGCGGCUAUGCUGGAGAUCCUGUCCCAAUUUCAUGGAAAAUUGGAAAAAGGAAAGACGAUUCAAAGCCAAAUUCAACAAUCCCUUCAAAUGCAAUUUGAUUCCACUCGACUCUACCACAAGGGUGUCCAGGACAAGACUCGAAAAGCUGAAGCUUCAGGUUCGGGGUCCAUGACGAGUCCAGCAUUGAUCAUGGGUGGAGGUGGUUCUGUUCGGGGUUGGUCUGAGCGACAGGUGGACGAACGCCGUUCUAGUGUCAAGCGUAGCCGAGGUGGUGUGGGUGGGUCUAUGGAGGCUUUCAAUCGGUGCUAG
This is a messenger RNA of Seminavis robusta, 894 nucleotides long. The record is from the annotation of a GenBank genome assembly. NCBI's taxonomy places the organism in Eukaryota, Bacillariophyta, Bacillariophyceae, Naviculales, Naviculaceae.